Messenger RNA from Daphnia carinata, 885 nucleotides. RefSeq names its product dnaJ homolog subfamily B member 9-like. The record is from RefSeq and is a predicted model, not a curated record. Gene Ontology annotation, molecular function: misfolded protein binding; protein-folding chaperone binding. NCBI's taxonomy places the organism in Eukaryota, Metazoa, Arthropoda, Branchiopoda, Diplostraca, Daphniidae. The transcript is spliced from 3 exons. Bases 221 to 817 code for a protein of 198 amino acids. Gene Ontology annotation, cellular component: endoplasmic reticulum.
CGCCGAAGGAGAGGAGAUAGAGAGGAGGAGCUAUUUUCUUGGCGAAUAACAGAACACCAACUCAUCAUGUCUGUAAAGAAAAAAGUUAAAAAGAUAAACAAUGAAGGCAAGGAAUUUUUCAAUAGUUAUGACACAGAAGAGCAGUAAGGUGCUACGUUAUACCAUCCAAGUCAGUGUUUGGACAUUCUUAACAAAGUGUUAAUAGUUUUCAGUCGUCGUGAUGAAACUGUUAGUGCUAACUUUCAGCUUGCUGUUUCUCAUUCAAUUAUCCGAGUAUUACGCCGAAGCAACAACGACUAGCUAUUAUGAUAUCCUAGGAGUCGACAGAAAGGCAACAGAUCGACAAAUAAAGAAAGCUUUUCGCAACCUUGCUCUGAAAUAUCAUCCAGAUAAAAAUCCUAAUUUUGAAGACAAGUUUAAAGAAAUUGCACAAGCUUAUGAAGUCCUUUCGAACCCAAAGAAAAGGAAGGAAUAUGAUAUGUUUGGGACACAUGACAACACAAGAAACCAAAAUUCAGAAUUUACUUAUGACUUUGACUUCAAUCAGUUUAUGAAGCAGUUUGACCAGCAUUUUGGAGACUUAAACCACAAGUUUUUUAACAGUCACACCAACAAGAGGGCUCAGAAGAAAACAAAUUCAAUUCCAAAUUUUGGGAAUUUAUUUGCUGAUAAUGACCUGUUCGGAGGAUUUGAAUUCAAUAAUCUGAAUUCUAUGUUUGGCUUUACUGAUGAUUCACAUCACAGAACACAACCAUCUUGUGAAACAGUAACCCGAAAAAUUGGUAACGUUGUUACAAGCUAUACACAUUGUCUGUGAUUGGACUUAUAUACAAAUUUUACUGUUAUGGAAAUCGUUGUCGGCAAUUACAUUUUGUUUAAGGUGAA